AUGAGCUUGAGCUUCGCGGCGGACGAGCGCGUGCUGGAGGCCGUGGCGCAGACCAGCGCGCUGUCGGCGGAGAAUUUCGCGGCGGUGUGCAAGCUGGCGGUGCGGCUUUUCGGCUCGGAGAAGCAGAGCAAGCGGCGGCUGACGCGCACGGCCUCGGCGUCCGGAUGGGAGACUGAGCAGGUGGAACAGGCGGUGCUCGCCAUCGCGAAGAUUCUCAUGGAUGGCGCCAAGGCGGAAUUGUCCGAGCAAGCGUUCCGGAUGGUGCUGAAGGGGAUGACGCUGCCGGAGCAACACGUUGAAGUCCUUGCGCAGAUAUACGAGGCGCACGCGAAAGACAUUCGAGAGUGCGUGUCCAGGGAAACACGAACCAGCGUGCCCCACUAUCGCAACUUGGAGUGGCGAAUCGACCUCGAGCUCGGCACGCGCUUCCACCGCAACAAACCAAAACCCAUUGUGACGCUUCGCCUGGACACUGCAACACAAUCCAGCAGCUCCAGCGUGCCCCAGCUUCAAUCGACGUGUCUUCGCGUAGACUACGACGGUCUCAAACUCAUGCAGCGCCAGCUGGAGACCGCGUUGAAAGAGGUCGACUCGGUGCACUGCAGCCGCAUCCAGCGAUACAUGCACUGA
Phytophthora sojae is the source of this 630-nucleotide messenger RNA. RefSeq lists its product as hypothetical. NCBI's taxonomy places the organism in Eukaryota, Oomycota, Peronosporomycetes, Peronosporales, Peronosporaceae. The coding region runs from base 1 to 630 and encodes 209 amino acids. The record is from RefSeq and is a predicted model, not a curated record. The transcript has 6 exons.